Molecule: messenger RNA, 525 nt
Organism: Caenorhabditis elegans
Lineage: Eukaryota; Metazoa; Nematoda; Chromadorea; Rhabditida; Rhabditidae
Gene: acbp-8
Product: ACB domain-containing protein
Molecular function (GO): fatty-acyl-CoA binding
Source: RefSeq, marked reviewed
GUCGUUGUUCCCAGUCCACUCCAUUCAAUAUGGAUUACGAUAGUAAGAAACUCGAGGAAGCUAGAAAGCAAACUAUUCGAUGGGAAGCAUGGAAACGCGAAGAAGUUGAAGCCCGCCAACGUGGACUCGAAUUCAAAAUGUAUUGGGAGAAGCGGCAUAAGGAGGAUCGAGAUGCGUGGAGGCUUAAGGACUUUGCCAACGCGAUCGACAAAAUGAGCCGUGCGGGGUAUAAAGGAAAGCACGGAGAUUUUGAAGUUCCAGCUGAACGCUACGAAGAGCUCAAUGCACUUUAUAUGCAGGCGACUGUAGGCGAUUACGAUGGAAAUACGGCUCUGAAAUGCGGUCAGUACUGGAAGAAGCAUAGCGGAAAGACACAAAUCGAGGCGAUUCGGGAGUAUAUCAAACUGACAAAUCAGACGCUGACCAAGUACGGAUGGAAUCCUCCAGAGGGAUGGGUUUAAGCUGGAAUUUGUUAAUUCUAUAAUUUUUGAUAUUAACUUGAAUUAAUGAAGUGAACAUGGCUUA